Hibiscus syriacus is the source of this 1054-nucleotide messenger RNA. RefSeq names its product transcription factor MYB36-like. The record is from RefSeq and is a predicted model, not a curated record. Bases 91 to 1002 code for a protein of 303 amino acids. Lineage: Eukaryota; Viridiplantae; Streptophyta; Magnoliopsida; Malvales; Malvaceae. The transcript is spliced from 3 exons.
CAACUAUAAAUCAUGGUCUUUCAUUGACCCAUUUUCCCCAACAUCCAAACCAGCUUUCCCUUUUGGCUUUGAAGAAAGAAAGAAGAAAAUAUGGGUCGAGCUCCUUGCUGCGACAAAGCCAACGUGAAGAAAGGACCAUGGUCACCCGAAGAAGAUGCUAAGCUCAAGUCUUAUAUCGAAAACUACGGCAUCAGAGGCAAUUGGAUUGCUCUUCCUCACAAAAUCGGCCUGAAGAGAUGUGGGAAGAGUUGUAGGCUGAGAUGGCUGAAUUAUUUGAGACCAAACAUUAAACAUGGUGGAUUCUCUGAAGAAGAAGACAACAUCAUCUGUAACCUCUAUAUGAGUAUUGGAAGCAGGUGGUCCAUAAUUGCAGCUCAGCUUCCUGGAAGAACAGAUAAUGACAUAAAAAACUACUGGAACACCAAACUGAAGAAGAAACUAUUCGGGUGGCGCAAGCAAGAUGGUCUGACGAACUCUGCCUUUGAACGUUUACAACUCCGUGUUCAUCUUCGAAAUCUUCAGACCCCUUUCUGUAAUUUCUACAACGAUUCUGAUCUUCGGCCUAAGAGCAUCUCCAAUGGCGUGCAGCCUCUCCUGAACAACCCUGGUGAUUUCUACGACCAGCCUGGUCAGCAAUAUUAUCCGAGAAUCAGCAAUGCCAGGGGACUUGAAUUAAGUGAUUCUUUGGACAAUUUGAUUGACUCGAAAACUGUGUUGUGGGCGGACGGGAAUGGCCAUCAUGAAACGGUUCAACUUGAACCGAUUUCAAACUUCAAGGCUGAGCUGGUGGAUGAGCUUCUCGAUAACAAAACAUGUGGCUAUGCACCACAUGACGGCCAAAUGGCUCAACUCGACGGCUUCAACGAGAUGAAUGGUUCCAAGGAGAGCAUGAUUUGGUGGUCUGAUGCAAAACCAGCGUCUACCAACUGCUGGGGCACUUCAACUUCUCUUCUCCAAUUCAAUGAAAUGUUUCAAGAUCACGAAUUAGGUUAUAAUGUGUAACGAAAGAAUAAAAAGAAAACUAUUUAGGGGAUUUGUACAAGGCUUUAAGCUU